CCGACAGCAUCCACUGUUUUGAAUGAAAGGGGAUAGAGGUUGCCUUUUAUACAGCGCGACGACACUGUCAUUAAUUGUCAAUUAUUCACCAACGCAACCAAGUUGCAACUUUCCAAUCAGUAAUUAUACAUUUUCGUGUGUUUUUGCGCAAGUACUGCAUUACACCGAAGGCAAGUGAACGCACCAAUAUCUGAGAUUAGGCAGGUUGACAGCGAAGGUCCGCAGCAGCUCAACUGCAUACAAAAAGCUACUCAUUCAAACCACCGGAACUACUGUCCAUCAUCUCGCAGGCUCUCGUCGCGUCCGUAAAGGAAGAUGGACUGGACGAACUGAGGAAGGAGCAGAGUUGCCACCACUUGCUGAGAAGGAUGAGGUCCUUUGAUGUGGAGUGCGAUCCUGGUCUGAUGAAUGUCCUCCUGCUCUGAUAUUUCUAUGUGCCUUUCUCCUCAGCCUAAGUCACAGAUCUCCCCUGAGAGACGGAACAAUCAAGUCCAAUCUAUCAGAGCCUCGCCUUGUCUUGUUCCACUUGCGGUGUAACGGCACUCACCGACAUCAAAGCUCUUUCUCAUUCUACCUGUAUCACCUGUCUGUUUUUGUUUGCGUCGGGGAUGACUAUUGCCUAACAGCUAUCAGCCUGUGUAUCUAUUAGCUCAGGAGAAGUCCAACUAAUACAGGACAUGGAGGACUAUGAAGUUCGCUCAGCUGCCAGCAUCUUGGCGUCAGUGAAAGAACAAGAGGCCCGUUUUGAGCAGUUAACCCGAGCCCUCAAGGAGGAGCGUCGCACUCUGCAGCUUGGGCGGGCCAAUGCGCCACCCAAUCCUCCCAGCAGCCAACCGUUAGCAUGGCAGCAAGUGGUGAUGCAGGAGCAGAGCCCCAGCAACGCCACUUCUCUGGCCAUGAUGCAGGAGCCGCCGGAAGUGGUGGAAGAGACAGUCACCAUAGAGGAGGACCCCGGGACCCCUACUUCCCAUGUUUCGGUGGUCACUUCGGAUGAUGGGACCACACGCCGCACAGAAACCAAGGUGACCAAAGUGGUCAAAACUGUUACCCUCUGCACCUAUCAUUCAGUACCAGUGACAGAGAGCUUGGUAGUGGAGUCAAGGCCUGCCACUAGGACACCCACACCAGUCUCCAUCUUCAACAGUCCUCCAUAUGACGCAGAGCCAGUGACCAAAAUGGUGAAGACGGUGACCACACGGACUGUGCGUCAGGUUCCUCUUGGCCCUGAUGGCUUGCCCAUGCCAGAGGGUUCAUCCCCAUUGGGAAGCUACACCGACUCCAUUGACCGGCGUUAUAUCAAGAAUGGGGGCGAUCGCUUCAUCACGCCUCAAGCCUCAUCCACCUUGACACGCUCUUACAACAACUCCUACAAUGAUUCCUACGGUGAGACGCCAGAGAGUCAGUACAUUCGCCACUACGGUCUGCAUGACGGCUACACUGAUUUGGCGGACAACUACGGCAGCCUGUCACGAGGCGUCAACUUCCGUCCGCCUCGCUACCCCUACAUGCCGAAUAGCUACCGGCCAGAGAACAGCUAUACACUGCCCAUUCGUAAGGAUGACUAUGGCCAUGUGGCCCAACCCCAGGUGCCUAUGGGUAGCAGCACUGUUGACCUGAAUCGCUCCCAGCCUGAGCGCUUUCAGGCCGAACCAUAUGGCCUGGAAGAUGAUCGUCGCAGCUUUGGCCCUGAGGAUGAGGAGCCAUAUGAGCUCGAACCUGACUAUUCCACCGCUAACCGACGCACACUAAAAGGAGCCAACCGGGGUCGCACCCAUAGGGAACCACUUCGUGAUGGGCCCAGAGUCAGAGGCUACCCAGAAGAGCCCAUUGAUACAGAGCUGAUUGAUGAACGCCAUCCGUACAUCCAUGGCAUGUAUUGUGCGCCACUGGCGCAACCAGAGCGAGGGAGCAUGGCCAGUCUGGACCAUAUGGGAGGUCGCCGUUCACCUUCAAUUGAUAGCAUUCGUAAGGAUCCACGUUGGCGUGAUCCGGAUCUACCAGAGGUUAUCGCCAUGUUGGGCCACCCCAUUGACCCUGUCAAGUCCAAUGCUGCUGCCUAUUUGCAGCACCUCUGCUAUGAAAAUGAUAAAAUCAAAAAGGAUGUGCGCCAGCUGAAGGGAAUUCCUAUCCUGGUGGGACUACUGGACCACCCCAAGUCUGAGGUCCACCGCAAAGCUUGUGGUGCCUUACGCAACAUCUCCUAUGGCAAGGACAAUGACAAUAAGGUGGCCAUCAAAACCUGUGAUGGUAUUCCUGCUCUCAUUCGCCUCCUGAGGAAGACUAAUGACAUGGAGGUUCGAGAGCUCAUCACUGGGACUCUUUGGAACCUGUCCUCCUAUGAACCCUUGAAGAUGGUCAUCAUAAACCACGGCCUCCAAACAAUGACCAACGAGGUCAUCAUCCCGCACUCUGGGUGGGAGCAUGAACCAAAUGAGGACUCAAAGCCACGUGAUGCAGAGUGGACCACUGUCUUCAAAAACACCUCCGGGUGCUUGAGAAACGUAAGCUCAGAUGGGGCCGAGGCUCGGCGCAGACUGAGAGAGUGUGAUGGAUUGGUGGAUUCCCUGCUGCAUGCCCUCCAAUCAGCUGUAGGGAAGAAGGAUAUGGAUAAUAAGUCUGUGGAGAACUGUGUCUGUAUUAUGAGGAACCUGUCCUACCAUGUCCACAAAGAGGUGCCAGGAGCCGAAAGGUUUCAGGACCCGUCAGCACCACAGGCUCCUGGCUCCGGAGGGCCACAGAGAAAGAAGAAGGAUGAUGCUGGCUGCUUCGGAGGGAAAAAGGCCAAAGAGGAAUGGUUUAAUCAAGGUAGAAAAAAUGGUGAGAAUGACAAAAACUACGACACAUUGGAUCUUCCCAAGCGUACUGACCCGACGAAAGGUUUUGAGCUUCUUUAUCAACCAGAAGUGGUAAGACUUUAUCUUUCUCUGCUGACCGAGAGCCAAAACUUCAACACCCUGGAGGCUGCUGCUGGCGCUCUGCAGAACCUUGGUGCUGGGCAAUGGACUUGGUCCAACUACAUCCGGGCAACAGUGCGUAAAGAGAAAGGUCUCCCCAUACUGGUAGAGCUGUUACGCUCCGAUUCCGACAAGGUAGUCCGAGCUGUGGCCAUCGCCCUGCGCAAUCUCUCCAUCGAUCGUCGCAACAAGGACCUCAUUGGAAGUUACGCCAUGAGGGACCUGGUCAGUAACUUGCCCAGCGGACAGCAGCGACCAGCCAAGAACUUAGAGGAGGAUACCGUGGUCGCCAUCCUCAACACCAUCCACGAAAUUGUCACAGACAGCUCGGAAAACACCCGGUCUCUCAUUCAGGCCCAGGCCAUUGAGAAACUAGUCGCUAUCAACCGGACCAGCCAAUCACCCAGAGAAACAAAAGCUGCAUCUCAUGUGCUGCAGACUGUGUGGAGUUAUAAGGAAUUAAGGAACGCUUUGACAAAGGAUGGCUGGAACAAGAGCCAUUUUCAGCCCACGAUGACAGCAACCCCUAAAGCAACCAAGAAUGGCAAAACGGGUUAUGAUGAUACAACUCUGCCCCUUAUGGAGAAGAACCAAGAUGGGUACGCCACCAUUGACCAGAGGGACAAAGACUGCAAGUACAAGACAGGUGAUAGUUCAGUGGACCUGACAGAGCGGGAGCCAGUAAAGAAUGACACAAGUAGGAAACACUAUAUCAGGAGUAAUAGGCCUGCAGUCAGUCUGGUGGACGCUUGUGACGUUAAUCCACAGCCUGUUGAUUCCUGGGUCUAAGUGCAUGCAUGGCUUAAAAGAGCAACAUAGUGAGACUACAGGAGGAUCUCUCACAUCACCACUGCCAUUUCAUACGGAGCUUGUUUGGAGAUGAAUUUUGUACAGAUAGAGGAUUAGAGUAAUAAUCAAUCAUUAUCAGGACAACGACUACCCAGCAGCAGCCAGCGAUUUCGCUUUAAAAAGUAAAAAAUAAAGAUACGGAGUGACUGUUCCUACAACUUUUACAUUUCUACAUUGCCACUGGACAGCAUGUGAAUUCUUCAGUGUUGGCUGCUUGGUGAGAUCUCCUGGUGACAUCAAGGCUUUCAAGGUUGACAAUGCAAAGGAAUGGAUUUGAGAAUGGGAGGAAGGGACUGUGAAGGGGAAAUGAAUGUGUGUUGAAAGAAAAAAGGAAUACUUUGAUUUUGGCUUUGUUCUAAAGCUGGCCGUUUGAAAAGAUUGUGCGAUUUUGUCCGAGUUAUUUCAAUUUGUUGUGUAAGUUUGGUAUUUUUGAUAUGGGCGGUGUGGAUUGGCUGAUUGAUUGAUUGAUUGAUUGAUUGAUUGAUUGAUUGAUUGAUUGAUUGAUUGAUCGAUCGAUUGAUUGAUUCAUUGAUUGCGUCACUGGAUGUUAGUUUUGGUUAAGGUAGGGGUGGUAAAAAAGAGAAGCUGUAGCAUAGCGGACAAACAGACACCUCGAAAGUCAUCCAACCACAGUCCAUUUGGUUCACUGUGUUUGAAGAAAACUGCACUGGAAUGCUUUGGUAUAAGAGGUUUAUAUUAUAAAGUGAGGAUUCUGAAAGUUGUGCUCUGGACAGUAGAAAGUGAUGGAUGGCGGGUGGGCAUCGAAUGGAGCAACAUCUCAAAAAUUACUUGAUGUACAGAAUAUAUGUCCUGUAAAUGAACAACACCUGCAGAGACGGUCUUCAAGUGGUUGGAAAGCAGGCAGCAUAACAUGACAACACAGUCGCUUGGGUUUUCUGCUCACUGGCUCUUUGAUUUGUAUAAAAGGAAAUAAGGCAUUUUGCUUAGAAAGAUGGCAAAAAGACACAAUAUGGUUGUUCUGUUAAAAAAUAUAAAUCUUUUUUUUUUUUGGUCAAAUUUUACAAACGUGUACAGGAUAUUAGGGUCAAAAAUGACAAAAAGGCCAAUCUCUUAGUUGUAUAUUAUUACCACAUUAUUUGGAAAACACAUUGGAUUGGAAGGAGGUAACAACCACAUAAUUUACAUGUGCCAAGUUACUUAGACCAUUGCUUAUUUAUAUAUUGUAAGUAAAAAGGAUUUUAAAAAUGAUCAUUCAUAAGGCAAAAAAAAUUUGUUUUAUGACAACUUCUGCAUUUGGGUGGAGGGUCAGUGGUCAAGAAAAAAAAUCCGUUAUAAAUAUAAUUUUUACUAUUCCUUUAUUUUUACCGUGUUACAAUCAAGCACUCGUUAGUGCUUCUUAAAGUUAAAUGUUCCUGUAUACAUGAAAAAAAAGUGUACAGAUGUUCAUAUUCUUUUAAAAUGCCAUUUUGUGGUGAUUUCAACUAAUCCAUUGACAUGAGGCAAAAGAAAAGCAGAAUGGACAAAAAUCGUUCAAGGCAAACUGAAAGGUCACACUGUAUAAAGUCAAGUAUAAAAAGAGUCGUAUAGAAUAUAUUUUUUACAAAGUAUCAUGGUGGACAACUUUGACUUGGAAAAACAGAGUGACAUAAAGUCAAUUAGCCAUUUCCCUCGUGCUUGGUAAGACCACUCACAAACGUGUGUGCUAAUGUGUUCUCCAGCAUCAGUCUCUCAGAGUCAGCAUAUACUAGAGACGGAAAUUCCGUAUCACUCGUGUCACCCUAGCGAAUGGCAUGUGCCUGCAUUGACGUUUUUCUCUGUGACGUGAUUUUAUACAAGCUUGCGUUUACACAAUGUUUACAAAGAUGUGUGUUGUGGUAAAAUACAAUAAACUACAAAUAAAUGUAUAACUCUUAAUUCCAGAAGUUAAAACCAUCUAAUGCUACCCUGCAUCCUUUUUUGUCCCCCAGAAUUGUGUUUUCAUUUGGACAGUACUGAAUUAUCUUAAAAAAAAAACAAAAAAAAAAAACAUUAUGGGCUGUCUCUGACUGCCUCUGCAGCACCACAACCAAAGGAAUUGUACUGAACAUUUGUUAGUUUAUUGGUUUUCUGGUUGUGUGACACAUUGAUUAAAUAAAAAGCCACACAACUGUACUGUUAAAUACGAAAGGACACAGGCACACAAUGAAUCAAACCUACCUGUGUAGAUAGAACUGAUUCAAGUUUGUCAAAAUAAUCUUGGUGUAUAUCUCAGUAGCCAAUGUGUUGUAUGCCUAUCAUGUGCCUUAAUCUUUUCCAUGGUAGAUACAAAUGUGUGUUUUGUAUACCUUCUUUCCCUUCAACUGCCAUAUCUCGAGAAUCUGUCUGAAUUCCUCCCUUCAUCUCACAUGUGUCAUUGUCCCUCCCACGUGUUCCCCCAAGUAGUUUAGAUUGGCGUUGGGUUUCUGCCUUGUAAUACAUUGUAUAAUAAACUUUUACAAAAGUUAGUCAUUCAAGAUGAUUACAUCUUUUUUCCUAGAGAAGUUCAGUUGCUAAUACUUUAGUAGCGAGCAGAAGCGAUGCCACAGUGACAGAAUGUAUUACUUUCAUUUUACUAAUACCCACAUGCAAAUACUAUUAAGCUUGUUCAACAUAAUUGAAACAUGAUGGUUUGUAGAGUAUAUAUUUGGUGUGUUUACAAUAAAUCAUGCCUGGAAAGAA
Messenger RNA from Syngnathus acus (greater pipefish), 6461 nucleotides. It is a transcript of the gene arvcfb, whose product is annotated as ARVCF delta catenin family member b. Gene Ontology annotation, cellular component: adherens junction; plasma membrane; cytoplasm. Gene Ontology annotation, molecular function: cadherin binding. Lineage: Eukaryota; Metazoa; Chordata; Actinopteri; Syngnathiformes; Syngnathidae. The record is from RefSeq and is a predicted model, not a curated record. The transcript has 23 exons. Gene Ontology annotation, biological process: cell-cell junction assembly; cell-cell adhesion. Bases 678 to 3743 code for a protein of 1021 amino acids.